Molecule: messenger RNA, 1389 nt
Organism: Salvelinus namaycush (lake trout)
Lineage: Eukaryota; Metazoa; Chordata; Actinopteri; Salmoniformes; Salmonidae
Product: polymeric immunoglobulin receptor-like
Exons: 6
Coding region: 1-1389 (462 amino acids)
Source: RefSeq, a predicted model, not a curated record
AUGAGGAUCCUGCUGAUAGUCAUUAUCCUCUCCUUCAUGACAGGUUGUUUGAGCUCCUUCAAAGUGACAGGAUACUCUGGAGGAACUGUCAUCAUCGACUGUGAUUAUUCCACAGAAGAAAGAAGUCAUGAGAAAUAUUUCUGCGUGGGGAAGUAUAGUUGGAGUUGUGAGGAUCAAAUCAGAACUGGAUUGAAGAACACCUGGGUACACAGUGGUAGAUUCUCUCUGUAUGACGUCACUGGAGGAAACUACUUCAAGGUGAUCAUCAGACAACUGACCAGACAAGAUGAAGGGACCUACUGGUGUGGAGUGGACAAACCUGCUAUACCUGACAGUUAUACCAAGGUAGAGCUGGAUGUGAAGAAGGAUGACUGCUGUGAGAAGUCAGUCACAGAGACGGCCUAUCUGGGAGGAGAAGCUACCAUCAGAUGCAACUAUCCAGAGGACCAUGAGGACAGCACCAAGUAUUUCUGCAAGGAAAGCAAUGACUUCAAGACUUGUGUUAAUAUGAUCGCUGCUCACCAGACAACUGCAGAAGCUGGUCGUUUCUUUGUGUCUGACAACAGAAGAGAGAGAUUCUCCACAGUGACCAUCAGGGACCUGACUGAAGAUGAUACUGGGACCUACUGGUGUGGAGUAGAAACCAGCAGGACAGAACAACGUUACAUUACACUGAUCACACAGGUGAAGCUGCUUGUUAGAAGAUCUGUCUCUUCAACACACAGAGUGAACCCAAACACAGGAAACAAUGAAUGGGGUUGUCAUGGUGAGGGUGACUAUGAGGAGAUAAUGGAGCGCCCCCUACAGUCAGACUCAGAUGCUGCGACCUCCACCAUCUACGCCAUCGCCAACUUACCCACAAGCUACUCUGACUCUCCCCACUACGCCAGCGUCAACAUCCACAAGACUCCCAGUAGCCCCAACGAAGCAACUGCCACCAUCUCUAAAGAGGGCAGCUGCCCCAAUGAGGCCAACGCUGCCAUUACUACAGAGGGCACUUCAUCAUGUGACUAUGCUACUGGCUGUCAUGGUGAUGGUGACUAUGAAGAGAUAAAGGAGCGCCCCCUAAGGUCAGACUCAGACGCUGCGACCAACGACAUCUACGCCACCGCCAACUUACCCACAAGUCACUCUGACUCUCUCCACUACGCCAGCGUCAACUUCCACAAGAACCCCAGUGGCCCCAACGAAGCCACUGACACCAUCACUAAAGAGGGCAGCUGCCCCAAUGAAGCCACCACUGCCAUUGCUAAAGAGGGCACUUCAUCAUGUGACUAUGCUACUGUGAACUUUGGUCAGAGCCCCGCCUACUCUACUGUCAAUCAUCCACACAGCUGCUCUGAGGCACCUCCCAUCUACUCCACAAUCAGCAAACCCAGAAACACUUGA